AUGGUAUUUUCCCGCUUCCCUCUGAUUGCUGCUUGCGCAGUUGGUGCCCUUGCAACCCCCAUUCUCUACGAUGGUCGAGCACCUUUGAACUACACAUCGACUAACAUCGAUGCCUUCCAAUCACCUUAUGUAUACGUGGUGAAAGGUAGCGAGGCCGCCAGCAAGUAUGUCUCUUUCAGCACCAGCAACCCUCCUCCAACUCCGCUGUGGUACCCUAAAGGAUCUACGAAAGCAAUCGAGCAAACCGUUUCAGUUAAAAUCGAUAAUUCCUCCGUCUUUGUUCCAGGAAACAACCCCGAUAACUCGCAAUGGGGUUUCCGUCGUACCGAGAUCAUCGCACAGAACAAUCGCACGAUGUUGCAAUCUGGCAAAACUGUGUGGCACUUUAGUGUCAUGCGUGACGAAGCCCGCCCUUUGAAUUUUACGCACGAGUACCAGAUUGUAUUCGCUGAGCCUGAUGAUGGAAGCCAUGUUUUCGGGCUUAAAAUUGGCUCAAGCUUUACUGUCCCGACGGCACCCAAGUUACCUACGAAGACAGCGCGCAACCUAGAGGUCUUGGACCAUGCUUUAAACGUCUUGUACUCCACUCCUUUUGACCUCAACACAUGGCACAACUUUGCUAUCCAGGUUGAUUGGGAUGCCCGCACUUUGGGGGUAUUUGCUUCUAAGGGAGAUUCGAAGUUAAAGAAAGUUUCCAAGCUGGUCUCCAACAACAGUACAAAGCCCGUGCCUGAAGGACGAGGAGACUUUCACUUUGGCCUACUCAAGCUGCCACUUGCAAACCCCAAGGAUACUACCGAGCAGCAAGGCGAUGUCGUACACCGUGGCAUUCAGGAAGGUACUCUCGAAGGCCUUUAUUACUCUGGUGUGUUUGUCGAAAGUGCGACUGGUGGUGUGAGCGCCGGUUACAGUAGUAUAAUUCCGGCGUUCUAA
Messenger RNA from Rhizoctonia solani, 933 nucleotides. Its product is annotated as glycoside hydrolase family 131 protein. The transcript has 7 exons. The coding region runs from base 1 to 933 and encodes 310 amino acids. NCBI's taxonomy places the organism in Eukaryota, Fungi, Basidiomycota, Agaricomycetes, Cantharellales, Ceratobasidiaceae. The record is from RefSeq and is a predicted model, not a curated record.